AUGUUACAUCUCAAACCGGAAAGAUGGAAUGUGUUAGAAGAAGAGGAGAAACUGUCUAAAAAUAUACCAGACAAGAAAUUAAAUCACAUGGCAAAAACAAAUUUACUUCGGGAAAAACAUUUGGAACUAAAAAAUAAAUUCGAUCGCUUAGACAGACUUACUGCAAAGGGACCGAACCACAGAGAUUUCAUAGAAUCCAAAGUACAAGGACUGUGGAAAAUCGCAUUGGAAGCAAAAUUCUCCUCUGAAGAAUUAGAAUCUUUAAAAGAGGAACUUUUGCACUAUGAAUCAAGGUUACUUAAACUACGACAUCUGCAUACUGAAGGAGCUUUGGAAGCAGCGCGAAAAAGGCAACUUCACGAUUUAGAUAAUUCAACUACCGAGCAACAUAUAAAAAAACAU
Formica exsecta is the source of this 402-nucleotide messenger RNA. RefSeq lists its product as uncharacterized. The transcript has 3 exons. Gene Ontology annotation, molecular function: receptor antagonist activity; heparin binding; low-density lipoprotein particle receptor binding. Gene Ontology annotation, biological process: regulation of receptor-mediated endocytosis. The annotation marks the transcript as partial. The record is from RefSeq and is a predicted model, not a curated record. Lineage: Eukaryota; Metazoa; Arthropoda; Insecta; Hymenoptera; Formicidae. Gene Ontology annotation, cellular component: endomembrane system; endoplasmic reticulum.